Ixodes scapularis (black-legged tick) is the source of this 1905-nucleotide messenger RNA. Its product is annotated as membrane metallo-endopeptidase-like 1. NCBI's taxonomy places the organism in Eukaryota, Metazoa, Arthropoda, Arachnida, Ixodida, Ixodidae. Gene Ontology annotation, cellular component: plasma membrane. Gene Ontology annotation, molecular function: metalloendopeptidase activity. Gene Ontology annotation, biological process: protein processing. The record is from RefSeq and is a predicted model, not a curated record. The coding region runs from base 1 to 1905 and encodes 634 amino acids. The transcript has a single exon.
AUGGCUGACGAGAAUGCCAGCAGCCAUCUUCCUAAACGCGCGAAAGAAAUGGUGGUUCAUCUGUACCUGCAGUCGGUGAACACCCAGAAAGACCCUUGCCGAGACUUCUACAGCUACGUUUGCAACGGAUUUGGUCAUCCCAGAAAGACUAACGUCAUAGACAGUGUGAACAGUUGGGUCUCCCGCAAGGUCCAUAAACAGUUCAUGGAGGUCAGCGCAACGAGAGAGCAUCGUAAAUCUGCAAGACAUAAAGCCCGCAGGUUCUACGACAGCUGCGUUUCCAGAACACUAAGGAUUAACAAAAAGGGAAACCGCGAUGAGCUCAUCAGCUUUAUGAAAAAGGCCAAGCUCUCCUUGAAGGACGAGUACACAUGCGAUCUUUUGGACAGGUCACUGAUGCUUGUUCUCCGGUACAACAUACAAGUGUUCUUUGGACUAGGGGUCGCUAGCCGGGGAUUGUCAGCUGACGAUGAUAAACUGACAGUUCUGCAUCUGAUUCCAAGCACUGAGAUGGCUCGCUGGAGAGAGAUACGGUGGUGGUACGUCGCGAACGGGGGCGAGUACAACCAUCUGGUUCGGGAGGUCCUUCGAGCCUCUACUACUGUUAAUUACAAUGAAACAGACGGGCUUAUCAGUGCUGUAAAAGCCGCUGAGGCGAAAGUAUUUGAUACAUGGAGCACUGAGCUGUCGCCUGACUAUGCAGACUUAGCACGUCACUACGCCGAGAAUUGGACGAGACCUUUAAAGAAGCAUAGUAAUGGCCGCCUAAUUGGCAAUUACGCUGUCAACUUCCUCACCAAGGAGUUUUUGGUAUUUCAUAAAACCGCCUCUAACUUGAGUUCGUUCGAAGCAAAAGUUUAUUUGAUCUGGGAGGUGGGCCGACAAUUGGCGUCUAUCUCCGGACUUCUGCAUACCGAGUCCAAGAGCCAAACAAAAGAUUUCUGCUACGCCACCACAAUGUAUUUGUACAAGGAUGCCGUGAUCUUGCCGUUCAUGAUUUCCGUGAUGGACAGAAAGAGGGUGUAUGGAAUCCAGGCUAUGGCAAAAAAUAUUCAGGACCAUAUUGUGAGCAGUAUCAUAAGAUUACAUUACCCCAGUAGUUCAUACACCAAAGUUGAACUUACGAAAAUAGUUAAGACACUACGCUUUAACUUUGGUUACCCUUUCACAAAAAAAGACAGCUCUAGAAUUAUCAACGAGCACUUUAAGAGAUACAAGAACAUUCGGGGCCCGUUCCUGGCGUCGUUCCUGGCCGCAUCGAAGGCCUAUGCUUUGCAGUUCAUUAGGACCGUCACGCGUAAGGCGCGAAAGCCAAGUUACCCCGAUUUCGACAGCGUCUCCAUCGGAUCCUUUUACCAAGCUCCCAACACUAUGCACGUAACCGCAGCUUCCAUGCUAGAGCCACUUUUUCAUUCUGAGAAUUCUCCAGAAAUUAACUAUGGCGCACUCGGAUCUAUCCUGUCCCACGAAGUUGUGCGCUCCUUCAUCGGCAAUGGCAAAAUCGCCGAAGGAAACGAAGCUUUUCUGGACUGGUCUAAAAGUAUUGCAGUCGCCAACUUGUCCUGUCAUGCCGAGACUGCCGAUAGCUCGGGCACAAGGGACGCCGAGUGGCGAUUGUUCCUGUACGACUCGAUGGCGUCCCAAGCAUUGUUUAUGGCUUACAAGGCAGCCGCGUCAAGGUCUUUGGUCCGUGUUGGCGGACUCGAAGAUUUCACCAGAGACCAGCUGUUCUUCAUCAGCCGUUGCUUCUACACGUGCGCCUCUAAACCGCACACACGAAAGGCAAAGUCCCUGGAGCAGCGUCGCUGCAACUUUGCUGUUCGCAACAUGCCCCAGUUUGCACGGGCUUUCGGGUGCCGCAAUGGAGCACCCCUGAAUCCCAAACAGAGGUGUAGGGUUUGGUAG